Bufo gargarizans (Asiatic toad) is the source of this 2506-nucleotide messenger RNA. RefSeq names its product cyclin Pas1/PHO80 domain containing 1 (gene CNPPD1). NCBI's taxonomy places the organism in Eukaryota, Metazoa, Chordata, Amphibia, Anura, Bufonidae. Gene Ontology annotation, molecular function: protein kinase binding; cyclin-dependent protein serine/threonine kinase regulator activity. The transcript has 8 exons. Gene Ontology annotation, biological process: regulation of cyclin-dependent protein serine/threonine kinase activity. Gene Ontology annotation, cellular component: nucleus; cyclin-dependent protein kinase holoenzyme complex. Bases 113 to 1453 code for a protein of 446 amino acids. The record is from RefSeq and is a predicted model, not a curated record.
GUGUGCGCGCGAAGUGACAGGAAGAGGCGGAGUCUCCUGGUCUGAUCUCCGCAGGACAGUGAGGCCUGCGCAGCGGUGUCAGUCCCGGCCUCGCCGUAAUUUUGAAGCCGCCAUGGAGCGCCGAAUGCCAGGCCGCAUGUUUGGCCAUCACCCUCGGGAGGAGAGCGGGCGCAGCGGCUUCCAGCUGCCGUCACAGGACUUCAUGGAGUUCCCGUUUCUCCCAGGACACCCUCAGCUGAGCGAGCGCGUGCGGAAGCGUCUGUAUUAUGGAUGGGAGGUGGAGUGCCCCAUGGAGGACCUGUCCAGUCCAGUGGCCGACAUUGCUGUGGAACUGCUGCAGAAAGCCGCUCCCAGCCCCAUCCGUCGCCUGCAGAAGAAGUAUGCAGCUCACGUGUCCAGGGAGGCCUGUAUCUCGCCCUGCUCCAUGAUGCUGGCCUUGGUUUACAUAGAGCGGCUGCGACACCGGAACCCUGAGUACCUGCAGCAGAUUUCAUCAUCCGACCUGUUCCUCAUUUCCAUGAUGGUGGCGAGUAAGUAUCUAUACGACGAGGGUGAGGAGGAAGAAGUGUUCAAUGAUGAGUGGGGUGCAGCCGGGAGACUGGAUGUCCAGACUGUGAACAAUUUGGAGAUGAAUUUCCUCCGCGCGAUCGACUGGAGUUUGUACACUCACCCAAGGGAAUUCUUUGAGGUGCUGCAGUGGUUGGAAGGCCGAGUGGCCGAGCAGCAGGGUAUGAAGCGCGGCUGGUUCACCUACACCGAUCUGACAGUGCUGCUGGAGCAGGAGCUGUGGCAGAAAGCCUUCAGUGAUUUCUUCCAGCAAAUAACCAAGCUGGCCUGUCUCCUGAGUCUUGUCUACCUGACCGGCGUUGCCACCUUCUUUGCCUCAGUUUCUGUACUCCAUAAGGCUGCCGGCGAGGUAAACGGCACAGCGCUUCUCCCUCCUGUCGUGGACCCAACUCCAGAUGCCUCCGUGCCUCUGUUUAUUCCAGUUACACCAGAGGAGAUCUCCGAGGCCAGCCUGACCGUCCCUGCCCUGGAGGAGGAGUGCGCGGACAGGCGGUCCAGCAUCUCUGCUACUGCUUUGUACCUAUGGGGCUCAGUGCUGACUGCACUUACUUACAAUGAUCCAGGGGGGGCUGCAGGUGAGGAACCACAACUCCCCGACCAGUACUGUCCACACUGCUCUAAACCAAAAUUGUCCUCCUGGCCUAAGACCUGCCAUCCGAAGAACGCCACCCGGUGUGGCAUUGCCCAGCCUGUUUUUCGUGCCUCUUCUGGACCCCACCACUUUGGCUUCCAUGACACGCUGCUCCCCUCUGGCUGCCCCAACUCCUGCGGUUUAUCACCAGAUGGCUGUCCGAACAUGGACUUGUCUAGAGACUUUGAGUUAAAGACCUAUUUGUGUGGAGGCAUUGGCUUUGACCGGUUUAAAACCGUCAUUGUCCCAGGUUAGCCAAUAUGGAAGGUGACACAGGCUCAUCCGCUUCCCCAUGUCAGGCCUGUGCUUGACUUUUAGGACUUUCUCUAAGAAUUAUCUACUAUGUAAAAAUUGCAAUAGCUUUUAUUUUACUACCAUGUUGCUGACCUCUGUGUUGAUGUGGCGCUUCUUCUAGAACUAAUAAUUGUAGCUAAAAUUACACAAAAGCACUUUAAAGGGGGGAGGGGGGGUGGUUCAGUCAGGUCUCCACAGGAUGUCUUCUGUGCAGGUUCUGCAUCGCUGUCCUCUCCUCUGUACAGGUAUGGACGUGUAUACCCCAAGGAGACCUGAUCAUUUAUGUAACUGCUGCUCAGAUGUGACUCAAAUUUCUUAUGUUACAGGUUUCAACAUUUUUCAAAAUCUCUGCUAGUUGUUAAGGAAUAUGGGACAUUCAUGUUUACAUCUAGAGGCUGAGAACCAGACCUGGCCUUGUACUUCUGACAGCGUAGACUUUGUUACAGUUGGAUCUGAUCUAGACAAUACCAUGUGAUACAUGAAGGACACAAGUGUUGUGUCAGGGCUGGUUCACACAGUUUUUGAUGCUGUUUUUCGCACCAAAAAUGCCUCUAAACAGCCUCCCAUUUAUUUAAAAAAAGAAGCAUCAUGCUAUGUUGGUGCGGAAUCUGCACUGAUUCUCCCUUUGAAAUGAAUGGAAAGCUGGAAAAAAACUAAACGCUCUGUAUGUGUUUGUUUUCUUCGCAUUCUGCCGCCAACUAGAAGCUGAAAAUCCAGAUCUGAAUUGAUGUAAACACCGAACAUUUGUUAAAGAAAAAAAAAACAUGCGGGUCCUGUGUAAAAUUUUGGAGGCUGAUUUCAAAAUCCGUUGUGUGAACAUACCCAGUAGCAACCAUCAUAAGGGUAUCAGUGCAUGUAAAAUGUGUCUGCCUGGAGUCCAGAAUGAUACAUUGUAACAAGUUAUCAGGGCCUCGGACAGAUUUUUGCUGUUGUUCUGGUUAACUCGCAUUGUGCACAGUAGAUACCAUUUUAACACCCUUAGGCCUCUUUCACACUUGCGUUGUCCGGAUCCGG